This is a messenger RNA of Trypanosoma theileri, 1989 nucleotides long. RefSeq lists its product as uncharacterized. NCBI's taxonomy places the organism in Eukaryota, Euglenozoa, Kinetoplastea, Trypanosomatida, Trypanosomatidae. The record is from RefSeq and is a predicted model, not a curated record. Bases 1 to 1989 code for a protein of 662 amino acids. The transcript has a single exon.
AUGUCUUGGCGUAUUGUGGCCUUCCCGUAUAUUCCCCCAGCGGAGUCUCCAUUCCCGGAUGCGUAUUUAAAAACUCAGCCGGGGGAUCGACUGCGUGUAGUGCGCCGGGGAUCCGCCAUGGCAAUAGUGAAGGGAACAGAAACAGACAACAACAAUAAUAAUAUGCGAUCAUCAUCAUUGUGGGCUAUUGUAGAGGGAAAGGGACGUUUAGGACUCUUUCCGUUAGAACUCACACGUGAGGAGGAGACUAAGCGGGCCGUGAGGCGUGUAGUAGAGAUGGAAACAGGAACAGUUCCUACAUUAGCACCAGAAGAAAAUAUUGCUGUAGAUGUGGAGAUGAGUGAUAAUGAUAAUCAUCACACCUGUAAUGUUUCUUCUCACUCAACAACAAGUGAAGAUCAUACAAAUGCGACUCCUACACCUAUUCCUACGGGAAAUAAUGAGCCGUGUAAUGAUAACUGUACUACUUCAUUCGAGUCUGGGAUAGAAGUAGUAGUGGAGGAUAUAGAGGGAAAUGAUAUGAAAAAGAAGGAGAAGAGUGUUCACUUUCUACGUAGAGACUACACAUUAGCACAGUAUGAUGAUGAUGUAGAGGCGGCACAUGCACGUAAUGCCGCAGAGAAUGAAGAGGAAAUAAUCGCCCAAAGUCGUUUGAGACGAGUUCCAGGAAAAGAAAAGAUCAUAAAGUUUGUCUCCGAUAUACAGAAUAAAAGAGAAGAAGGAAAACAAGAGAGUGAAGAAGAGAAGCAGAGAAAACAAUUACAACAACAAUAUGUGGAGUUAAGUGGAGAACUGGCGUGGCUUUCUCACGUCACGGAACGGGUAGAGGCGGAACGACGACGUUUGAUUGAAGUACGAACUUCAAGUUUAGAAGAUCAACAAUUACAACAAGAGACUCUUACAAAUGAGUUAGAGAGUAAUAAACGUAUCAUCAAAGAGAAAAAAUCAGAGAUAGAGGUAAUGAUGAAGUGUAUACAUUAUCUUAAAUCGAUUCUAAAGAGACACGGUUUGGAGAGUGAUGAUAUUUCCUCUUCACCACCACCACCACCAGAUGACAUCAUCAGCAAGUCGAAUAUGGGAGAUUUGAGUAAUGAUAAUAAUAAUAAGGAUAAUGACAGUAUGGGUGAUGGUAAAAGUGAAGGGGACAUAGAAGCAAAAGAAAGUUCUAACAGUAAUGAUAAUGGGAUGAUACAGGAAUUCAUAGAAAAAGUGGGAGAAGAAGAGUUAGCAGAGGACCCAGAGACUGCAGAAGAAGUAAAAGCCCUACGAGAGUGUAUUGAACGUGAAAAGGAAACACUACGGGAUUAUGCUGCCCAACGCAAACAACUACUCACACGCAUAGAACGCCUAAAACACAUACAAGCAGCCAUUGAAGAGGAAUCACAAGCACUGCAGGAGUCGGAAAAGGCUCUAGCGGUCUUAGCACCUGAAGGAACCUACACAAUUAUACGGGCUAAUAAUAAUAAUAAUAAUAAUAAUAAUAAUAAUAAUAAUAAUAAUAAUAAUAAUGACAUGAAUCGCCAUAGUCAUUAUAAUGAGGUUAAGGAUAACAAUAAUGAAAGUGUUUUGAUGGAGUUGGAGAUGCAAAAAGGAUUUGUAUGGCCAGCCACACUGCCUGGACUAACGGCGGAGGAACAGGAGGCUUUAAACAAUUAUCAACGCAUUGUUCAAAAGUAUGAGGGAAAGCGAAAACAAUUACAACAAGAACAAGAAGAGAAGAAUAAUGCGGAUACAGGGAAUAGUAGUUCCCCCUCCGUACUGAAUAAACUACGAAAGGCAUUAACGAAUGGGGAUGCGGCACUUAGUGAAGUAUUACAACGUACAGAAGAAAUGAAGACAUUUGUUGCCAAAUACGCACCAGUAGCAACAACGAUAAAAGAACAGAUUGCGAUUAGUCAAAAGUUACUGCAGCGACAGCAGGAAAAGUGUAAUGAAGUACGGGCAGCAUAUGAGGCCUCUGUGGGAUUGGAUAAAGAAGUGGAAGUGUAG